UGACCGACCCGUACUUCUGGGAUUCGAGUAGGUGGAGAGACUUGGAGAAACUGACCUCCUGUCUUCCCCUUCACUCCUUUCUACACUCGGCUCGACGACAGAGAGCUUCACAAUGGCCCUGUUACGGGCGUUAUUGGCUGUCUCACUGGCCUCCACGACAGUCUUCGGAAUCCAGCUAUGGGCCAAGCCCGCAGAGAUCCCAAGCUCAGUACCUGCAAAGUGCCGGGCAGCGCUGACCACGAAUAUCACAUGCGAGUUCUUGGUGACCGCCAACAAAGCAGUCAAUGGACAGGUGCUCGCGGGGGAAUCCGCUAUCUCAUACUGCGGAGACACAUGCGUCAAGUCGUUGCUGGGCUUCCAGCAGACGGUCACAGCUGGUUGCGGAAACACGCAGUAUAUGCUUUGGGAGAACAGCACCUUGACGCAGUCUGGACAAGCCCUAACUGAUGGCCUGGUAUGGGCGCAGAACUUGGUCUGCAUCGAGGAUAAGGAUGGGUACUGUUUGGCCGACUUCAUGGCCGGUAACCGAACAGCUUGUUCGGACUGCUCACUGAAAUAUGCCCAGGCGAUGGUGAGUUCUGACUAUGGACGCGCAAGGGUCCCAGAAGACCAGUUCACGUCUCUUCUGUCGUCCUGCUCCGUGCCGACCAGCAGCUACACCUGGACGUACACUCCCGUCCCCACGGCCAAUGCGACAACCACAACCACUAGCCCAGCGACGACCCCGACUUGUGCUGGCACGACUUACACCGUCAAGUCCGGAGACACCUGCGAGUCCAUCUCCAAGGCCAACUCGGUUGCCACUGAUCGCAUGAUUCUGCUCAAUAACCUGGACUACAAAUGCGCCUCACUUGUAGAGGGUAGGGAACUGUGCAUCCAAGAUACUUGCAAACUCGCGACCAUCCAGAACAACCAGACAUGUGAUGAUCUUGUCGAGGGCACGGGAUUCACUGUCGUUCAGCUGCAGUCUUGGAAUCCGACCUUGAAAUCCAUGUGUGACAGCAACAUCAUUGCCAACCUCGACACGCUGACAGGGCGGAGUAUUUGCAUUCAGGCACCCGGCCAAUACGACUUUCCAACUUCUGAUGUUCCCACGACAACUUCAAGUUUCACUUUCACCUCUCCCUUCUUCACCGGCUCCUGGACUCCCGGACCGCCCGUCCAGACCGAUGCUCCUCCGCCGCAAACCAACUUCAGCUCCCUCUACGACCCGAGCUACACGCCUCCCGCCGAGACCAUCUCCUUCAACGCGACGCUCUCCAGCGUCAUCGCCGAAGCAACCCAGUACUGCUGGAUCACCGAGGAGGACUGGGCCGAGGGGUUCGACCCGGAGUCGAUGCCGCCGGCCUGCCAGUCGCUGAUGUCGACGUACUGCACGUACAACUCGACGGCGCCGACGCCGACGCCCAUCUCCCGCGCGCCGGCCGCGUGCACGCCCGACCGCAGCUGGUACAACUUGGAUCCUCUCCCGGACCCGGUGACGACGCCGAAGCCCGUCCAGCCGGGGAUGACGAAGGGGUGUAGCAAGUUCUACAAGGUGGCGAGCGGGGACAUUUGCGAAACGGUGAUUGCGAAUAAUGGUAUCACUGCUGCGGAUUUCUAUACUUGGAAUCCGGACAUUGGGAGUGAUUGUCGGAAUCUGCAGCUGGGGGUGUACGUUUGUGUGGGAUAUGAUGCUGAGUUGGUGGUUGGUUGAGGGAGAGAGGGAGGGAAUAAUUUAGUUCAAGACAGGUUGUGGACGUAUGUUGUUGUUACAUUGUAUU
Molecule: messenger RNA, 1763 nt
Organism: Phialemonium atrogriseum
Lineage: Eukaryota; Fungi; Ascomycota; Sordariomycetes; Cephalothecales; Cephalothecaceae
Exons: 5
Coding region: 113-1696 (527 amino acids)
Source: RefSeq, a predicted model, not a curated record